Molecule: messenger RNA, 1698 nt
Organism: Aspergillus heteromorphus CBS 117.55
Lineage: Eukaryota; Fungi; Ascomycota; Eurotiomycetes; Eurotiales; Aspergillaceae
Product: fungal specific transcription factor domain-containing protein
Exons: 5
Coding region: 1-1698 (565 amino acids)
Biological process (GO): regulation of DNA-templated transcription
Cellular component (GO): nucleus
Molecular function (GO): transcription cis-regulatory region binding; zinc ion binding; DNA-binding transcription factor activity, RNA polymerase II-specific
Source: RefSeq, a predicted model, not a curated record
AUGCCGAAGUCGCACAAUUUGGAAUUAGCCUGUGGCAACUGUUCACGAUCGAAAUGCAGGUGCGUCAUCAAACCUGGUGGCCGGGGCUGCGAGAGGUGUUCUCGUCUGAACAAACCGUGCCUGCCCGGCGACUCGACUCGCGCCCUCAACGCCCAGCGAAACAACCCUAUCGCCCGUCUGGAAGGAAAAUUGGAUGGCCUGGUAUCCAUGAUGAGCGGUGGUCAUGUCAUGUUGAAUAUUACCCCGCAAGCAGGUGGUGCUGAUCAUCUUACUCCACCUAUUUCCACCUCCAAUGCGAGCUCCCCCUUCUCUUCCACAACUGCAGUAUCAUCGACUGCGGCCCCAUCCCUACCCCUGGACCUAUCCCCCGAAGAAUCUUUAGCAAAGUUUCGCACCCAAAUGCUCAAAUAUUUCCCUUUCUUGCAUCUUCCCGCCGAUGCACAAUGGCUGCGCCGAGAACGACCGUUCUUAUACCUCUGCAUCAUGACUGUAUCUUCCCCAUCAACGCAGACAAAGCUUCAACUCGGAGAAAGAAUCAAGCGGACUUUGACGGACCGCAUUUUCCUCGACAAUGAUCCAGCUGCUGUUAAUAUCGAUCUACUUCUCGGCCUCUUGACAUUCCUUGCUUGGGGCGAGGACCAUCUCCUCCACGGCACUGCGGCGAGAGUGUCGCGUUUCACACAAUUGGCCAUGACGUUGGUGUUCGAUCUUCGUCUCAACAAGCCACUGCCAGAUGAUCCCAAUAUGCUCCCUGUCGGGGGAGACUGCGUGAUCCCCAAAGCUCCGACAAGAUCUCUCGAGGAGAGACGUGCUGUUCUGGGGUGUUUUGUCAUGAGCUCGAUCGUUUCUUCAUACUUCGCGCAGAUCGAUACCAUGCAGUGGACGUCGUAUAUGGAUGAAUGUCUGGAGGUUUUGAGCCAAAGCACGGAAUCCCCGUACGACGAGAUGGCUGCACACCAAGCCCGACUACAGCGUAUCGCGGGGGAGGUUGAGAGCGCAAAAGGUACACAGAACGUUCCGCCGGCCUUUUAUCUGUCUGCUCUUCGACAUAAAGUGGAUGAAGUCAAGGCACAAAUCUCACCAGGCUUGGAGCGAGAGGGAUCAGCGCUUACCGAUCAACUAGAGAUCCUCCUGGCUUCAAUCUAUUACACAGAGAUAAGCAUUCUCGGCUUGGCCCUGUCGAACCAAAAUCCCCCCGGCCCUGGCAUUCAAAGAAUCGACUGUCUCUACACCUGCCUCAACACGGUCAAACUGGCCUUUACAAAUUUCUUCACGAUACCUCUCGUCGAGUACCCCGGUAUCUCGUUUCCCUUCUUCACACAGCUCGCUCGCUACCUCAUCGUCCUGUUCAAGCUGUCGACUCUGAGCGAUCCCGCCUGGGAUAGAACUCUGGUGCGGUCAACGGUUGAUGUGCUGGAAGUGAUGGACCGAUUGAUCGGCAAUAUCGAGCACGCCAAAGGACCUGCCGGCGAAGAGUGCGCGAGGAACCCGCUGGACCGAGCGACGAGGAUCUUCGCGUCGGUGAGAGCUUGGUGUGCUGCAAAACUCGCGGCCGUGACUGUCAGAGGCGCACCGCGCGGUGAUCCAGGUUGUCCACCGGUUGGGCACAAUGACACGCAGUUGGAUGCGCUGUUCCUGGAGGAUAUGUUGCUUGGAGAUGGUUUUAAUGUAUUCCUAGGGGGUAAUGCCGUUGGCUGA